GAACAUUAUGUGGCGGCAGAUUCAAACAGCUCAUCGACAACAAAAACUUUUGUACCUUGUAAAGUGUGUGGAGAUAAAGCGUCAGGGUAUCAUUAUGGGGUAACGUCGUGUGAAGGAUGUAAGGGUUUCUUUAGAAGAAGUAUACAAAAACAAAUAGAGUACAGAUGCUUGCGGGAUGGGAAGUGUCUUGUGAUAAGGCUGAACCGAAAUCGAUGUCAGUAUUGCCGGUUUAAAAAAUGUCUUGCCGUAGGAAUGUCCAGAGACUCUGUCAGAUACGGUCGAGUGCCGAAGCGGUCGCGAGAGCGCAGCAGCACCGAAGAGCCGACGUCGCGGGUCACGCAGAGCGACGCCGACCAAUCGGACGCCGAGACCAAGCAACUGGCCGUCUACGAUGUCAUCCUCACCGUGUCGCAAGCGCACCACGCCAACUGCGGUUACACGGAGGAAAACACCAGGAAUCUGGUCGGCAAACCUAUCGUGCUGCCACCUGCCAGCCCCCAAGGAAGCGAGGUGGCGACAUCUACGGCGGAGUCCAUGGAGCAGGAGCGGUGCUUCCUGUGGCAGCAGUUCGCGUCGAACAUAACGCCCAGCGUGCAGAGGGUGGUGGAAUUCGCGAAGCGGGUGCCGGGUUUUUGUGACCUGGGACAGGACGAUCAGCUGAUACUGAUCAAGAUCGGCUUUUUCGAGAUAUGGCUGAGCCACGUUGCCAGACUUACGUCGAACGCGUCGCUCAUGUUCGACGACGGCACCGCUGUAACGAGGCACCAACUGGAGGCUAUGUACGAUGCUGACUUCACGACGUCAGUUGUUCACUUUGCCAGUACCUUUAACGCGCUUUCCUUAAACGAUACGGAAGUGGGACUUUUUAGUGCCGUAGUGCUUCUAACUGCCGACAGACCAGGGAUAACAGACGUUAAAACUAUAGAACACCACCAGGAUAAACUUAUAGAAGCGCUAAAAGUACAAGUGGGUCGUAACCACGCGAACGAGCCGCAGCUGUUCUCGAACCUCCUGAUGAAGCUGCCCGAGCUGCGAAACCUGGGCGCCAAGCACACCGCCCACCUGGAUUGGUUCAGGAUGAACUGGACGAAGCUGACUUUGCCUCCGCUUUUCGCCGAAAUCUUCGACAUUCCAAAGUCCGACGACGACCUGCAGUGA
Molecule: messenger RNA, 1158 nt
Organism: Brassicogethes aeneus
Lineage: Eukaryota; Metazoa; Arthropoda; Insecta; Coleoptera; Nitidulidae
Source: the annotation of a GenBank genome assembly